Messenger RNA from Australozyma saopauloensis, 1251 nucleotides. RefSeq lists its product as uncharacterized. Bases 1 to 1251 code for a protein of 416 amino acids. NCBI's taxonomy places the organism in Eukaryota, Fungi, Ascomycota, Pichiomycetes, Serinales, Metschnikowiaceae. The record is from RefSeq and is a predicted model, not a curated record. Gene Ontology annotation, molecular function: alpha-1,6-mannosyltransferase activity. The transcript has a single exon. Gene Ontology annotation, biological process: cell wall mannoprotein biosynthetic process; protein N-linked glycosylation. Gene Ontology annotation, cellular component: mannan polymerase complex.
AUGUCGGGUUACCCCUCAGAGUCUGCUUUGGACCACACCAUGCCCUCUAAAUUCAACAGCAUUCUCAACAAGAGUCGCCUCAGAACGUUGGCGUUUGCCUUGGUCGGCUCGCUCAUCUGUUUGUUGGUGCUUUUCGCAUCCAACCGUGCUCCGACACACCUCAACUAUAGUUCUGUUUUGCUCAGUAACAGCGAUGCUUCUCAACAAGCCCCAAUAGUCCCCGCCGAAAAAGAAGAAGUCAAAGUCGCUUCGCCGUUGGCUCAAGAUGUCACCCAGAAGCCGAAAGUCAUUCGUACACAGUUGAUUGACGACGAAGCGCGUUACGAGAAGACCGUGUACGUCAACCAACAGGCUUCCAGCGCCAACGAUGAGGCAACCGUGCUCAUUGUUUCGUCCAUCGGAAGUGAACACGCGUUUGGAGACGGCAGAACUAUCCGCGACUUUGUGCACACGCUCAACACGUUCGAGUACGAGAAGAACGCCAUCAGUCUUGGGUUCCUCUGUGGUACCGAGGCGGUGAAGCUUCAGGCAUUGAAAUACUUUGACUAUUUGAUGAAAGACAAACCGAGCGAGUUCAACUGGGCCCGUGUGACCGUUUUCCGCGAGAGUUUCUUGGGUGCCAACUUCGGCAGACAUGCUGAUGGUAGCUCUAUCCAGCGUGCCAGACGGAGAAUGAUCGCCCGGUCCAGAAAUCUUGCUCUCCUCAAAUCCUUGAACGACGAGCGCUACACUUUGUUCUUGGACGCGGACAUGUACGUUAUUCGUAAUACCGACAUGUUGCAGCUUUUCAUUGAAUCGGGCCACGAUAUCAUUGUUCCCCGUGUCGAGAAACACGGAGAUCGUGAUUACGACAGAAACACUUGGAAGGGUCGCAGAGUGCACCCUUCGGAGGAGGUUUUGCAACUCAUGAAUGAAGACAAAUGGGAAGAGGCCAACUGGGAGCCAAAUGAUGGGCCAGAUAUGCUUCAUUUGGGCGCUGAGAUCGAGCGUUUGGACAAGUUCCCAGAGGGCGCUCCUGAACGUUCGCCUAAAUAUGCUUUCGAGGUCGACUCCGUCGGAGGCGCCAUUCUCUUCGCAAAAUCCAUCAUUUACGAGCAAGGUGUAAUCUUCCCGCCAAUCUACAUUGUGGGUACAGACUGGGACAGAGUUGAAGGUUACGACGGGAUCGAAACCGAAGGAAUCUGUUACGUGGCCACCUUAUUAGGCUACAAAUGCUGGGCCAUGCCUAACUUGGUUGCAGACCAUGUCUGA